CCUAUUUAUUGUUCAACCGUCGUAACAGCAUACAUCAUGCUUAGCUGAUAUGUGAUCUUCCUGAGCCGGCGCUCAGAGUUCUUCGACCAGAAGCACACUGCCUUCGAGCGCGUGAACAUCUGCCAAACCCUGACAGUGCCACAUCCAUAUAUCCAAUCCCAUUCACUUAACCCUCACCAGUUCUAUGCUCCAAUGAUUCUGCCGUCCCCCAUUGAAACCUCCAAAGUCGGCUUCCAGAUUGGCGUUCCUAUACCACCGCCACGCCCGCCGAUCCACCCCAACAUCCAAUAUGGAUCUACGUCUCCCGUUCCUCCAAAAUACUUCAUUACGCCACGUCCAAAAGAAACCAUCACAUACAAUUUUGCGCCGACACGGUCACCUCUGGACCCAAACUCUAUGCUGCUGUACCCACCACCGGACAUUGACGUUGACCAGGGUGCACGAACACCGUACCAUAUAUGUGUUAACAUGAAUUGCUUCACGCCUUCGUCCCAUAUCACCACGAUCAGAAAGUCAUCAUCUGAAGGCGAAUUUGUCGGGGAUUUUGAGAUUGGUCCAAGUCAUGCCAGAAUAUCCAACACCGUGUGUUUAAGAGGACACGAAUGCUCAAUCAACGAAGUAUUAUCGUCUUCGUCCCGGCUGUUUCAUAGUAACUGGACAUGGAAGACUGUCGGUGAACACGAUGCACCCGUCACUCUUUACUGGGAUGAUAAUAAUGGUGGAAGUGUCAUAACUUGCUUCCGUUCCAAGGAAAGGACACUGGCCAACCUCCUUGCAAAAUUUACGCCACGCAAUCAGAUGCGGAAGCAUGGACGGCCAAUCCAGUACCCCAAACUUGAGGUGACUCCGGAUGGACACGAUUAUUUCGAGGAUAUCCUCUUCUCGGCUUUAAUCAUCGAACGUAUGCGAACCGAUCCACCUGUACAUCUGAUUUAAAAGUUUUCAUGCAUCCUCAGGCCAUGAGUGCUAUAUGUUUGAGCUCAC
Molecule: messenger RNA, 984 nt
Organism: Desarmillaria tabescens
Lineage: Eukaryota; Fungi; Basidiomycota; Agaricomycetes; Agaricales; Physalacriaceae
Exons: 7
Coding region: 193-936 (247 amino acids)
Source: RefSeq, a predicted model, not a curated record